This is a messenger RNA of Ruditapes philippinarum (Manila clam), 1865 nucleotides long. Its product is annotated as alpha-1,6-mannosyl-glycoprotein 2-beta-N-acetylglucosaminyltransferase-like. The record is from RefSeq and is a predicted model, not a curated record. The coding region runs from base 136 to 1359 and encodes 407 amino acids. Gene Ontology annotation, cellular component: Golgi membrane; Golgi stack. Gene Ontology annotation, molecular function: alpha-1,6-mannosylglycoprotein 2-beta-N-acetylglucosaminyltransferase activity. NCBI's taxonomy places the organism in Eukaryota, Metazoa, Mollusca, Bivalvia, Venerida, Veneridae. The transcript is spliced from 9 exons. Gene Ontology annotation, biological process: oligosaccharide biosynthetic process; protein N-linked glycosylation.
AUUGGUAUUAUUUCUUUUCAUUGCAGUUUUUAAAGGAAAAGCAGAGUCGAGAGGAGGGGAUAUUUACUUUAAUCGGUGAUAUGUGCACUCUGACUGUUGGGGUAUUUUCAAUUCUGUGAUAAGCAAGGCGGGCAUAUGCGAGCAAUGAGGAUACCAAGGGUGCGAAGACUACUACGAUGGAUGUUUAUGAUCGUGUUAUGUCUUUUUGUUUUGCUCAACUUACACAUUCUCGUUAAUUUUCAACCGGGACCUGCGGACAGCGAAGACGGAUAUCAUUUCAGCGAUUUUGAGAACCACUUAAAACGGGAACAGCCACAUGUACAAAGAGGGAAUUCUGGGAAAAGGAUGUUACAUGAUUCAGAGGGAAAAAAUAAUUCAGUUUAUAAUAGCCCCCGGGAUUUUUUAAAACCGAGCGAUGAAAAGAGCAAGAAGUUUGAGGAAACAUUGCUCAUUAUAAGUCACGAUGUCUACUCGGAAUCAUUGAAUAAACUAGUCAAAGAUAUCGACUUUUGCCCAGUAUUGCAGCUAUUCUUCCCAAAUACGUUACAGUUACAUCCCAAGUCAUUUCCUGGAGAAGAUCCUAAAGAUUGUCCACGAAACAUGAAAAAGGAGGAGGCUGCAAAGGUGAAGUGUCAGAAUUUUGAAUAUCCAGACAAAUAUGGACAUUACAGGGAAGCCAAGUAUUGUCAGACCAAACAUCAUUGGUUCUGGAAGUUAAACCAUAUAUUUGAAACAGUGACUGUGAUGAAGAAUUAUGAAGGUUUAGUGUUGUUGUUGGAAGAGGAUUACUAUGUGACACCAGAUAUCUUGUCUGUCCUUCAGAUGAUGCAAAACCUUCGUAACAAGGAAUGUACGGAAUGUAAGAUUUUAGCAGCUGGAAACUAUGACAAAACACAAAACUAUGGUGCAAAUGCGGGAAAGGUUGAGGUUGCUAACUGGAUCUCCUCUAGACAUAAUAUGGGAAUGGCAUUUAAUAUCAACCUCUUCAAAGAGAUUAAAAAAUGUGGAACGGAGUUUUGUAAUUUUGAUGACUAUAAUUGGGACUGGACAUUGCAGCAUCUUAGCAGUAAAUGUUUUUCUGCUCCAAUGAAAGUGCUCAAGAUGAAGGCAACCCGUGUGUUCCAUAUGGGCGAAUGUGGAGUUCAUCAUAAAGGGAAGAACUGUAAACCAGCUGAGAAGAAAGAGACGACACAGAAAUUAAUUGACGCCAAUAAACAGCAUUUAUUCCCCAACACAGUAACUAUAGGCGGGUACUCGGGCCUUAAGCUUCGGGACCCAAAACCCAAUGGUGGGUGGGGCGAUCUCAGGGAUAGACAACUUUGUUUGAGCUUUAUGAAAGAUAAUUCUAGCCUCCAUUGAUGAAGACUUUUCAUUAAUGUAAUCUUGAUUAUUUUAUUAUUUUUCAUUUUUCGUUUUGAUAUUAAGAAGUUUAAAAAAGAACGUAAAACCAAUCAAACCAGUGCAAAUGGUGUUUUGAAAGCUUUACAGUGUUGUAGUCAAUUUCUAUGUGUUCUUCGGAAAGGAAAGAAAACAACAAAAGCCUUCGAUAAUGUCGCUAGAGUUAUAAGAGAACUAAAGAGAGAGGAAUAUAUUAUGUCAUACAGGUGAAGACAGUGGAUCUGUGAGAAGGCAAAGAAAAUGUGUAGUUAGCCCUAGAGAAAGACUUGGAUUCUUUUGAAUACUUGAGUUCGGGAAAUAAUCAAACUGAGACAUACGAUAUUUUUAACUAUGACAAAAACAGCGCAAAUUGAUGACAAAAGUGGAACAGAAGUUUUGAAGCUCUGACAUCAAAGUCGAUGACUUUUGUCAAUCAGUUAAACGGGUGAAAACAGCGCAGCUUAAGUUAAAAUAUCAAAAAGCAAAAA